AUGGAGCGGGAUUUGCCUGCGUAUCGUGAGAUGCUGCGACGUCUGGCUGCGGAUCCGGUCGGUCAGACUCUUCAGUUCGAGCUGCUGAUGCGAUUGUUUUUCCAGCACGUGCUCAACGUGCGGCCGGAGACAGUGGAUUGUCGGAGGUCGCGUCCGCGUGGAGCGGCGCGAGAAUGGUGUCAGGACGGGGCGGCCGCUGCAUCGACAGGUGCGGGCAUGCUUGGCCCGGUGCUGGCGUUCCGGGGUGAGAUCGAGGCGCAGGGCCGGGGCUCUCUGCAUCCACACAUCCUGGUUUGGCUGGUCUGUCGGCAUCUUCAGGCAGGGUCUGGGAUGGGAAUGGCGAGGAGGGUUGUCGCGCGGGGUCGUGGGCUCGCAUACGUGGGUGGGCGCGUUGGAUCGGAUGUCCGGCUCCCUGAGGUAUUGCAAGAUCUGGCUGAACGGCUUCGGAAUCACAGAGCUCAUCUGCAGGAGUGCCUCCGAACUUUCAUGCACAUGGCCGUGGCCAGUUUCGAGUCCAUCAGCCAUGCUUCGGUGCAGGCUGCUCCGAGGAUGCUGGGCGAGCCGUGCAUGGGUUCGCCGUUGCCCGUCAGCGAGGUGGCUUCCAGCUUGAGCAAGUACGAUGGAGGUUCCGACCUGGACCUGUUACGCGAGCUGUCAAAUCGAACCGAAGAGCAGCAGGCCUUCCUGGACGCUGCCUCGGGCGCAGACUGGCAAAGGGCUUGCGUGCAGCGGGAGGUGGCCGUCUCUCGGGAGUCUAUUUAUGGCACUGCCGUCAAUCGUUUCGCCGUGGCUCAGACGCCCAAGUACCGUUGCUGGGGACUUCUUUGUGACAGCGCCAAGCCGGAGGAGGAUGCUCGGCAGUGGCAGGCGCAUUUUCUCCAGGACCUGCAUAAUCUGGCUCCGGCUCUGCUCAAACAUCAAUGUAGCGAUUCUUGCUACAAGUAUUCGGACAAGAGUUCCGUGAGCUGGAAGAUUUGCAGGCACAGCUUCUAUCACGUCGUGUCGAUAUGCGAUGGGUGCAAAUGCCGGCGGAAGGGCAAGGCCCUGCGGCCUGCGCUUCACGUGGCCAGCAUGGUGGAAGCGGCCCAUGGUAUGCAGGGACGUUUGCGUCCGAUACAACUGGGGCCCUUCGAGGUGCAGACCAGCUACGGUGGCUUGGUCAGUGGUCGACAGAAUUUGGACGUGCAAGACUUGCGUCGGGUGCUGGAUCCCGAACUUUGGCUCGGGGUAGGUGAAGUGUUGCCGCAUGUGGGUGCAAUCGACAAUCUCGGAUACAUGGCCCGAUACGAGUGGAAUGGUGAGACGUAUGAAGAGCGAGUUGCGCUCGGCGGAGCCGUCGGCGGAUUUCUCCGAGACCCGUCGGCGGAUGACGUCUCGCUGUGGGUUGCUUCCGCCGGCCGGGCGGUCGCCGACUGCUCGCUGUGGGCGGGGGCGAUCGAGGACGGGGAGAAACCUGCUGCUGACGAUGGGCCGUGGCAACUGUCGGACGACACUGUUUUUAGGACCAGCACGAAGGCCGAAGACUUGGUGAAGGCUAUACGCUGUGGCGUGAGCGAAGCUUUUUCCGAUGGCGCGAACAGUGGGUUUUACAUUAACACCUACACGACGAAAGCGAAUCCCAGCCUGGCUGGCAUGUUGGAAGAGCUUCGUCGAGGCAUCGAACGCUUGGAGUCGGAACGGGCAGUGCGCGAGCAGGAGGCGGCGGAGGCUCGUCGUGUGGCCGCGGAGGAGGGCGUCGUUCUGAAAAAUGGCCGUGGCAAGUUGUUUCGCGAAACCAGGAAGACGUUGUCGCGGCUGAGUUCCUCUUAUCGCCGUUGUCACUGGAAGAGUGUGGCGGAGGUGGUUUUUCCACUUCUCUUCGAGCAUCUUACGUUCGCCAGUCAUCGGACAUGGAAGUUGUACACGAAAAAGGCCAUCUAUUUCUGCGUGGAGGCCUGGAAGCGACGCUACGGUCCCAGCGUGCUUCGCUGUGAGCCUCGGCCUGACUCGGAGCCGGUUGUCUAUCAGCGUGAAGGUUUGGACGAGGUUGUGCUGCGAGGCUGGCGGAAGGUUGUUCGGGAGGAUGAGCUCACCGGGGAAGAGACUCACCUGUACGUUGGACCGGCUGGACAGGUGUGUCGCAGCGUCGAGGCGGCAUUCGACGAGGAUCAGGCCGCCGCGAGCUGCUGCAAGGAUGCACAGCACAAACUCACCUUCAUGCAGGCGCUGCUUCAGCAGCACGCGGUGAAGGAGCGAGUGUCGGAGGACCCGGGUGCCGAGGCGUGUGAUUCGAAUCUGCAAGCAUUGCAGGCAACGGGGGAGGAUGCAGCCGUGUCGGCAUGUCGCUCGUACGGGAAGAAUGGUUUGGUGGUGGCUACCAGCAGUUUGGAGGAUUACUUGUUCCGCGGGGAUCAUCCUUUGGUGAGAGACAUGAGCUGGUCGACUUACGGCAUGUGGGUCUAUCGCGUGGAGUUGCCUCCGACGUUAGUCGGCAACUCGGUGCGGGCCGCAUUGCCGCGGCACGUGGACGUGUUCUUCGCGGAAAAAUACAAGCUCAGCGCGUCGCACUGCCAGCGCAUUUCUUCAGAACCGCGAGUGCCCAUGUUCGAAGGAUUCACGAUGCCGACUCUGACCAUGGACAGCGAGCGGAACGCCAUGUACAAGCAGUUGCAGUGUAGGCCGUUCCGAGUUCUGCACUAUGAGGGAGAUGACACAGAGGGGGCCGUGCUCAAAGCGUUCGACGUUUUCUCUGCACCGGUGGACGCGACUUCUGCGGAGCCUUCGAUUGCCGCGAGCAUGGCUUUCACCUCGGCGUUUCUGGCUUGGCAUCAGGAAGCUGCGGAAGAAGCCGUGAUUGCUCGCAGGCGAUUUGCCGCCAGGUUCGAAUUCCCGUCUCUUUGGGAGACGCGGGAAAUGCGAGAUGUUCUCGUGGAAAAGAUGGACGCCAUGAACGUGGAUGUGUCGCAGUCUCUUGCGAGCGACCCGGACAAGGACAAAGAACGUGUCAGCGUUGGACAGUAUUCGAGCAUGCUGGCAGUGGAGCGAGUGGCAAACUUGGAAGGCCUGGCAAGAGCGCGACAGCAGAGGCCGAGGCCGAAGCGUCGUCGGGAGCUGGACAUGCAGCUGCAGGAGGAUUUCGUGCGAGUGAGGAUGGAGGGGGAGAACGCUGGCGACGCGGGGGAGGUGGAUGCAGAGGACGAGUGUCCCGACGUGGUCGCUACUCCGAUUCCCAGGGAGCAAUUUCAGCUGGUGUUGCAACGACCCCAGGGCGAUGAUGAGGUGAGGAAGCUACUCUCGCUCGAUGGCCAGAGUCGGAAGACUCGACACACUAAGGAUUUCUUGGAGUUGUCGUGGAUGCAGCGGGAUCUCUCCGUUGUUCUUGACAAAGCGCCAGCAGCGUUGCACAGUGCUGCUCAGAAGCUGGGUCGCGAGUUGGCCGCGGCGUACCAAGAGAUGCGGGAGGAAUUGUUGAGUGGCAUCAGAGAUGGGUCGGAGGUGGCAGCGGGCCCCGAUACUGCUGCAAAUGCUUCUGCCAUCACGUACAUCCGCGAGCUUGUCGGCGACAAGCUGCCGGCGAAUUGCGUUGGCUUUGACGAGAGCGUCCGGAGGGUUUUUUCGAAGCCUUCCCUGUUGAUGAAGGCGAUGGUGGAUGGCUUGCCCGAGGAGCAACGAUUGAAUGAGGAUCAGGCGCUGUUCAUUUCCAGGUUUGCGGAUGUGUUGGACAAAGUUUUCGCGCAGGAGGAGAAUGCGGAGAUCUGGCCAAAAGAGCGCAAGACCUAUCAUAUGCUGUUGUUGGGCCAGGGCGGAUCAGGGAAGACCCACAUGGUGCAGAAGUUGAUUUUUCCCAUCGUGUUGUUCAUCUGGCCACCGAGGAAAAACCGCGAGACCAUUCAAGUGGUGGCUGCGAAAAAAUCGCAGGCCAAGAACAUCUCGACUUCGGAAGUGAAGGCCAAGACUUUGCAUACGGCGAGUGCCAUGCGGGUUCAGAAGUUGGUGAACAGCCAGAUGGGCGCUGGGCAGAAGAUAGACCGCCUGCGUGAUCUCUGGGAGGAAUGUCGCGUUCUGAUUCUGGAGGAGAUCAGCAUGGUUUCUGCUGCGAUGUACAACAUGCUGGAUUAUCGGUCUAUGCUUGGUCGCGCUGCGGUUUUCGGAGUGAGUUCGCACACGUACACUCGGAUCUCUUUGAUCGACGAUCUAAAGCGUAAAGACGAGUACGGGCAGUAUGUUCACCGGGACGUGGGCGUGGAGAUUCAGAACGCCCAGCUUGUUUUUCAAGCGGUGCCGGACGUCUUCGAGCUCAGGGGCACGAAACGCUUUCGACCUGGAGAUCCUCUCAUUGAGAUCUUGCAGUGCAUGCGGACGGGACGGCGAUUUUCCGAGGAGCUCUGUGUGAAGCUGCGGGAUCGCUUUGUCAAGGAUGCGGGUCUCGGGCAGUGCGAUCCUCGUUUGGAUGAGGAGGGCUUUCUGGAUGGUUAUUGCAUGUCCAUCUAUUGGAGCAGCUUGACGCGAAUGAUGAAUCGACGCGUGCAGGUCGAUGCGCAUCGCCACGGUGUGCCGUUGGUGGUGUUGCAGUGCGCGGACGAGUGUCAGGGCUUGAAGGGCCAGAAGAUGCGGAGCUUUCUGAGCCAACCGAAUCCCUACAAGACCGGUUACGCUCACGGCGUGCUGCCCUGUCACAUCGGGAUGAAGCUUCGGUUUCUGCAAAAGGUGGACGGCGACAAAGGUUUGGUUCAAGAUACGGUUGGCACUCUCGUCGACUUCGAGUUUCAUCCGCAGGAUCGCGAGAGGUACGCUGGCACGGACGCAGGCCAUUUCUUCGUGCCGAAGUAUCUGCCUUCCGGACUGUGGCUAUCGCUGGAAAACUUCGAUGGGUGUUCGAGUUGGCAUGGUGUCCGGGAUGUGUGCCAGAAGGGCAACAUUGCGAAGGGCGCGGAGGAAGCGGAGCGUCUCGCGCGGAGCAUGUACUUUUUGCCUGCCGCGCAGACGUCCGUGGCAUUUUCCAGUACGGAGAGCUUCGAGGUGCGCAGAUGCUGUUUUCAGGUGAGUCACGGCUCGUUUUUGACGAGCACGGCAUCCCAGGGCUUGACUCUGCGGCGUCCCACGAUUGUGGAUUGCGCUCGUCUUCCCGAGUUGGACGAGGAUCACUGCUGGCUGCACCUCUACAUCAUGUUGUCCAGGGUGACCUGCCUGGAGCACUUGCUUUUACUGCGUCCUCCGUCUCGCGAGCAGUUCGAACGCGGACCGCCGAAGGCGAUUCGGGAGGUGCUGCGUACUUUCGAGGAGAAAGCUGCAAGAUGUCGAGAAGGCGCUCUUCGGUUGGCAUCGUGUGGCACGGAGCAGUCGUCGGAGCGUCCGAAACAGAGGCGUAGGAUUGCUCGUUUUCCGACGCGGUGA
Messenger RNA from Symbiodinium sp. CCMP2592, 5373 nucleotides. Lineage: Eukaryota; Dinophyceae; Suessiales; Symbiodiniaceae. The record is from the annotation of a GenBank genome assembly.